AUGGUCGGUCCGCAUCAGCCGCCACCGCCGGCAGCUGCCCCCCUCCCGGCGGCCUACCCGUAUGGCGCCUACUACCCGCCGGCGGCCGGCACCCCGGGCGCCUGGUGGACGCCGCCCGGCGCCGGGGUGAUGGAUCCCGCGGCCAUGGCGGCGGCGACCACCCGCCCCCCGCCCGCCCCGAUGGCCCUGUCGGCCACCUCGCAGUAUGGGAUACCGCCGGGGGGCCCGGCGUCGACGCCGGCCCCGGCGCCGGGCUUGGAGCCACUGCCGCCGGUGAGCAGCGCGCCGCGGCCCGGGCCCGGGCCCGGGCCGAUGGCCGCGACACCCCCCGGCUCCGGGUAUGCCCCGGUGUCGUCGGGGUCGGCCACGACACGGUCCAACUCGCCGGACCCGAGUGCCGCGGCGGCGGCGGCGGCCGCCGCCGCCACGGCCACCACGGCCGCCCCCCUGCCGGACUUCCCCCUGGGCAAGUCCCUGAGCCAGAACAACAAUGAGCUGAUCCAGUGCAUCGUCCACCUCCGGCAGAAGCGGGACAUCCUGCAUGCCCAAAUCCUCGAGGAGGAUGCCCUCCGGAUGCAGAUCGACCAGGAGCUGCGCAAUGUGGCCGCCCGGCUGGAGGCCCUGACGUCGAGCCUGGAGAAGAAACGCGCGCGCCAGGGCGCCCUGGACCAGGCCAUCGCCGAGGCCGAGGAUGCCUACAGCAAGCUUGUGCAAAGCAGCCAAGUCCUGUUGAACUAUGUGAAGCGCGAGUCGCAGGGGGGCCCUUCGGCCGGCGAUUCCGGGUAGCCUCCCAGGUGCGCGGUCGUCCGGCUCUCGCUCCCCCUUGGGUGCCUCCCUCUGGGGGCCCGCGCGGGACCACACCCGGUGGCCGGGCCGAAGAAUACACCACCCCCACACGGCUGCACAUGCCCUGACGCGGCCUCAUGCGCAUAAAAACUCAACCAAGGACA
Fonticula alba is the source of this 950-nucleotide messenger RNA. RefSeq lists its product as hypothetical. Gene Ontology annotation, cellular component: ciliary basal body; centrosome. Bases 1 to 786 code for a protein of 261 amino acids. The record is from RefSeq and is a predicted model, not a curated record. Lineage: Eukaryota; Rotosphaerida; Fonticulaceae. The transcript has 3 exons.